GUAUAUAGAUGUCACAAACAUGAAAUCUUAAAUAGCUCAGUGGAAACAGCGGUUGUCUGGCAAGCGGAAGAUCAGAGUUCGAUCCCAGCUGAGUCUUAUGUUUUUCAUCUCAUAUUAAAAGUGGCAUUAAAAAUGGAUAUCUACAGAUAUACACAAGUACCCCCGGCCAAAGUUUCUGAUCUUUCUUUCGUGCGAAUGCAAUAAAAUUUAUUAAAUCCAAAGAAAUCUUUUUGAGUUGAAGUAAUUCUAUAUGAAUACUCUAAGAAUUAUGGUCCUCAAUAAAUUUUUGUAUUCUGUGGUAGAGUUUGUGUCUGACCCUGGAAAUGAUGAAGAGGAAAUCCUUGUGGAAGUUGUACCAACCAAAUGGAUUAGCGAGAAUAGAGAAUUCUGUUAUUAUCCACCACAUUCCAUGAGGGGAAAAUGUAUGAAGUUGGUGAUGAGUCUAGCGGACUAUGACUCGUCCGUCUGGAAACUUCUCCGCAUUACAUAUCAUCACAGUUAUUCUACUUUCAAUGUUGCCUUAAAAGCAAGAAACAAGGCUGUGAAGGAGGACACAGUUGCUGCAACAGAUGUUGAUACAGACUACAAUAAACCACGCAACAGAAAGCCGCCUAAACGCCUACUUUUAUCAGAUUCGGAGUCAGAUGAGGAACCGAGAGGAAAGAAACCUGUGGGAAGUCAUAUCAUUCCGGAACCCAGCUCAACUCUGCCCUUAAAUCUCAAAAGGUUACUCGAUAGUGCUAAAGCCAAAAAUUUAGCUAAGUCCAAGCAAAAAUGUUCUGUCAUUUCGAAGCUUUUGUUUGCCUCAUCAAAGAGAGAUACAACUCCUGUCCACCAAUUAUUACAGGAAGAGUCUGCACAGGCUGGUUUGUACUUUUUAUUACUACAACUUAACUGCAACAUUUAGCAAA
Odontomachus brunneus is the source of this 911-nucleotide messenger RNA. RefSeq lists its product as uncharacterized. Lineage: Eukaryota; Metazoa; Arthropoda; Insecta; Hymenoptera; Formicidae. Bases 251 to 907 code for a protein of 218 amino acids. The record is from RefSeq and is a predicted model, not a curated record. The transcript is spliced from 3 exons.